Molecule: messenger RNA, 3600 nt
Organism: Marchantia polymorpha subsp. ruderalis
Lineage: Eukaryota; Viridiplantae; Streptophyta; Marchantiopsida; Marchantiales; Marchantiaceae
Source: the annotation of a GenBank genome assembly
ACCAAUGGCAGACGGGUCCAGAGUAGAUGUGCGGCCAAAGCGACCUCCUCCGAGUAGGUGAUUGGCGCAGCUCCGGGACUCCAACUGGCAACAACGACGGGACUGGAGUAGAUGAAGUUACCUGUCCCGUUGCAGGUCUGGUGAAUCACUGCUGCCUUCAUGGAAGACCGCCGCCUUGCGCUUUUAUAGCGGCAGAUUUGGUUGCCCCAGAGGGAGUACGGUGGUCGUACGAGAGGGAGUAGCGGCAGUCUGUGGUGGACAGACCAGAGCAAGAAAAGAAAGAAAGUGAAAAAAAGGGAAUGGCGUGGAGUUGGAGUGUUGUGGACAGAUUUGCUUGCUUUGCUUCGCUUUUGAUUGAGUGAUUGAUUGUUUGAAGCCCAAGGAAUUUCUUUGGACUGACCCACGGACCCAGUGCGAUUAGGUGGAGACGAAGGAACUCGGGCUCCCGUGGCGUGAUCGCGGAGGCAGCUGGAGCGCGGUCCAUUUCUCUCGCUCUUGCCGUGCCUGCAUGGUUCUUGUCCGCUGGCGAGGGUGAGCAGGAGCGCAGCAGCAGAGUAAGAGGCAGUCGCGAUCAUUCUCUUUGCAGAGGAAGCGCACCGCAACGCAACGCGAGCUGGGCAAGGAAAGUGCGAACGAGAGCAAAGGCUCGAGGGUCUGACAGGAACGAGGUCACAGGACAUCGAGGUUCCGAGAGGCGUACAGACCCGGCUUACACGAGGAAAUUCCACGGGGGCAAGUUUGCUGAAUUGUUGGGUUGAAGUAGAAGGAAGAACGUCAUGGAAAGUCUCAUAGGCCUCGUGAAUAGAAUACAACGAGCUUGUACAGUGUUGGGAGAUUAUGGGGGUGAUAAUGCUCUCCCCACGCUGUGGGAGUCUCUGCCCUCAGUUGUGGUUGUUGGUGGUCAGAGUUCUGGGAAAUCGUCCGUGUUGGAAAGCAUAGUCGGUAGAGACUUUCUUCCUCGUGGCUCAGGGAUCGUUACGAGGAGGCCUUUGGUUUUACAGCUGCAUAAAACAGAUGAUGGUUCCGAUUACGCAGAGUUUCUACACCAUCCGAGAAGGAGAUUUGCUGAUUUCGCGGCGGUCAGAAAGGAAAUAGCUGAUGAAACCGAUAGGGUGACUGGUCGCAGCAAGAUGAUUUCUCCUGUUCCAAUUCACCUGAGCAUAUACUCUCCCAAUGUCGUGAAUCUUACGCUGAUCGAUCUUCCUGGGUUGACGAAAGUUGCCGUGGAGGGACAGCCCGACAGCAUCGUACAUGAUAUAGAGAACAUGGUUCGAUCCUACGUGGAGAAGCCCAAUUCCAUCAUUCUGGCAAUCUCCCCUGCAAAUCAGGACAUCGCAACUUCAGAUGCAAUCAAAUUGGCCAGAGAAGUUGAUCCCGCAGGUGAACGAACGUGGGGAGUCCUUACGAAGUUAGAUCUGAUGGAUAGGGGGACCAACGCGUUGGAUGUUCUGGAAGGACGCUCAUACAGGCUUCAGCUCCCCUGGAUUGGAGUUGUGAAUCGUUCUCAAGCUGACAUAAAUAAGAACGUCGACAUGAUAGCAGCUCGGCGAAGGGAACGAGAGUAUUUUCAGAGCAGUCAAGACUAUGGACAUUUGGCAGGCAAAAUGGGAUCUGAAUACCUUGCGAAGAUGCUUUCGAAGCAUUUAGAAGCUGUAAUCAAGUCUCGUAUUCCCAGUAUUUUGGCUCUUAUCAACAAAACCAUUGACGAGUUGGAAGGAGAAAUGAGUCAUCUCGGAAAACCUAUCGCUGUGGACGCCGGAGUCCAGCUCUACACCAUAUUAGAACUCUGCAGAGCCUUCGAUCAUGUGUUUAAGGAUCAUCUUGAUGGAGGGCGACCUGGAGGUGAACGUAUUUAUGGUGUGUUUGACAAUCAGUUACCCGCUGCCCUGAAAAAAUUGCCAUUUGACAAGCACUUGUCCAUGCAAAAUGUGAGAAAAGUUGUAACAGAGGCCGAUGGUUACCAACCACAUUUAAUAGCUCCUGAGCAGGGUUACCGGCGUUUAAUUGAAAGCUCUAUCGCUUACUUCAAAGGACCUGCCGAGGCAGUCGUUGAUGCGGUCCAUUUCAUUCUCAGAGACUUGGUUCGUAAGUCCGUCAGCGAAACUCAGGAGUUGAAGCGCUUUCCUACAUUACAAGCAGAACUAGCUGCGGCAGCUACCAAAGCGCUAGAGGCUUAUAGAGAAGAUAGCAGGAAGACCGCUCUGAAAUUGGUUGAGAUGGAGGCUAGUUAUCUCACAGUAGAUUUCUUCAGGAAACUGCCUCAAGAAAUGGAGAAAGGUGGGAAUGCAGGAGCUGCUAGCAUGGAUCGUUACACCGAUGCGCACCUUCGACGCAUAGGUUCCAACGUCUCAGCAUACGUCGGAAUGGUGAUGGAUAUACUUAGAAAUUCAAUACCUAAAGCGGCAGUACACUGUCAAGUUAGAGAAGCCAAGCGUUCACUAUUGGACACUUUCUAUACAAAUAUCGGGAAGAAAGAGGGGAGACAGCUGAGCGUCUUAUUGGACGAAGACCCAGCAACGAUGGAAAGAAGACUAGCUUGCGGCAAGAGGCUUGAAUUGUAUAAAAACGCCAGGGAUGAGAUAGAUUCUGUGGCCUGGGCAAAUGGUGAUUCACAAGCGAAACCGAACUUAUUUGGCGACCUACCCCAUUCAAGACAGAUGGAGAUCUACCCCGACCGCGGAGAUGGAUACUCUCAGUCACCUCGGCACGCUCGGCGAUCAAGUGGACAGACGGGUAGGCAGACUUUUGCAGAAGACGACAUCCAGGUGUUAGGUCAGAUGAUCGAGCAGGCAUCCGACUCUACCGGUCAGAGACGAUGGAAAACGUUGACAUCCGAACAAAUGAGAACACUUGGGAAUGCGAUCGGGGCAUAUAAAAAUUCGCCGCGGACAUCACGUCGUUCGUCCUCAUAAGAGAUCACGAUGUGUUUCAUACGUUCAUCAGUCUGACAUGGAAGUAGGCAAUGACUGCGAACGAUUUUGUGUACAAUUUGCCCGUUUCACUGUCAUUGCUCCACGGAGCGAUACCACUUAACAUGCAUCGCGUUAAGAGGUCGUCUUGCAAAGUCGGUCCUUGAGUGGCGCGACUCGUGCAGGUGUACAGGGACGAUGCAGUGGACACUUUUCGAAAGACACGCUGUGAUCAGGUUGAGACUUUUGAGUGUGACAGCUCUGUGUCGAUAGAGAGAUGGCUGCGGACGAAUGGCUCAUUGGUCACUCCAUCACUAUUUACUAGUUGGCUCUUGACUGUGAAACACCAUUUAUUUUUUCAAGCUGCUAGUGGAUGGGAUUUCUGAAAGCUUAGAUUCUUCUGCUUAUUUUAUUAUGGAAGAACCAAUUCGUUCUUGCUAAUUUACAUAGCUUCUUGCUAAUUUUCAUAUCUCCGGUAGACCUUUGCAGAAAGAGACUCUGCAAGACUGUUGACUUUAAUGUUAGACAAGCUAGGCUGAUGUAGGUAUUGCGAUCAUAUUUUUGCCGAGAUUUUGUCGACAUUUAUAUAGACGAGCUAGGCUGUAGUAAACAUUGCGACGGUAUUUCGCCGAGAUUUUGUUGCUCCCUUCACAUACUUUGUAAUUAACAUGAAGAAGGUUAAACCCUCGGG